AUGGUGAUUGAUUUACUCAUUAAAAAUAAAGAAUUUAAGUCAAACCCGAUGUUGGUUUCCUCUCAAGAACGAAAGCGCACUGACACACCAGCAAUAUUUGUUUGCAUUAUCUUUGUCAUCGUGUUGUUUAGUUUUGUUACUUACGCAUACUUGAAUGGAAGCAUUUAUCGAUUUAUAAAUGGACAUGAUGAUUGUGGAAAUAUAUGUGGAAUCAAAAAUGAAGAAAAUCCAUAUGAAGGUUGCGGUGCUUCAUGUGUUAAAAGUUGUGAUGAUUUUCCUGGAUAUUUUGAAGUCGGAAAUCGAUGUCUUUUUAAAGAAUCUGAAUUUAAAAUCAAGGAAAACUUUUUUGAAAAAGUUGCUGAAGAUUUCCGGACCUCUUGGUUUCAUAUUCUGAUAUCAGUCGUCGUUGCCAUGGUCUUUUCCUACAUCUUGCUUAUACUCUUCCGUUAUGCAGCUAAAUAUGUUAUUUGGGUUAUUUACAUUGCAUUUGUUAUUCUUAUGGCAAUAUUAUGCAUUUUUUCGUUAGCGAUGUUCGAAGCUAAGAAAUCAAAGGAAGGAAGAGAAAAAGAAUCUGCUCAAAAUUAUCUCUUUGUGUCAGUUAUAUGCGGCGUAAUAGCAUUGGUAUUUGGAGUCACCCUUUUAAUCGUAAGGAAACGAAUCAAAUUCGUCAUUCAAUUAUUCAAAGAAGCAUCCAAAGCACUUGCUGAUGUUCCAAUGAUUGUCGUUGAACCUUUAUUGACAUUCAUUACAUUUGUACUGACUUUCAUUAUCUUCAUUUACUUUACAAUAAUUAUCGCAAGCGCGGGAAGACCAAAAAGGAUAAACUACGGUUACGGUUUUGAGGAUGUUAAUUUUGAAAGAGACGAAGUUGUGAAAGCCGCUUUUGUUAUCAAUUUGAUUGCUUUCUCUUGGUUCGCUUCUUUCAUUUUGGGUUGUCAACAUUUCAUCAUUGCAAGCACAGUUUGUCAAUGGUUCUUCACUCGAACAAAAACCGAAUUAAACUCACCGAUCAAAAGAGCUUUCAGUCAUCUUCUUCGUUUCCAUAUUGGUUCUGUUUGUUUGGGUUCCAUAUUAUUAACUAUUGUGAAAAUCAUUCGUAUAAUUGCUGAAAGGAUCAAUAAAUCUGCAAAAAAUUCACAAAGUGAAUUCAUUCAAAUUGCUGCGUUAUGUUUCAUUUGCAUCGUUGCACAAUUGGAAAUUUUUUUUCAAUAUCUCGUUCGUAAUGGUUACAUCAUUGUCGCAUUAGAUGGAACACCACUAUUUGAUUCAGGAAAGAAAGCUUUUGAGUUGAUGAAAAAGAAUCUCGUCGAUGUUGUCGCAUUGAAUCAAAUUGGAGAUUUUGUUUUGGUUUUGGGACGUCUUUUUGUUGUAUUGAUAAGCGGCUUUGUAUGCUUCGAAUUGACAAUGGAACUUAAUUAUCCUUGGAUUCCAAUAACAUUGGCAGUCAUCUUCUCUUUCCUCGUCGUUCAUUGCUUCAUGACUGUUUUCGAGAUGACUCUCGACACUAUUUUCAUCUGCUUCUGUGAAGAUUGUGAACUCAAUGAUGGAAUGACACGACCAUUCUUCAUGUCACGUGAAAUGAUGGAAGUAAUGAUUGAAUUAAAAUCUGCAGCUGGCGGUGAAUUCAGUUUCCUCAAAAAGGAUGACGCCGAAGGUGGAAACGUUCGUCCUAUGAUUCCACAAAAUUUCAAAUUCAGUGACUAA
This is a messenger RNA of Clunio marinus, 1704 nucleotides long. The record is from the annotation of a GenBank genome assembly. NCBI's taxonomy places the organism in Eukaryota, Metazoa, Arthropoda, Insecta, Diptera, Chironomidae.